Molecule: messenger RNA, 3589 nt
Organism: Mizuhopecten yessoensis (Yesso scallop)
Lineage: Eukaryota; Metazoa; Mollusca; Bivalvia; Pectinida; Pectinidae
Product: CCR4-NOT transcription complex subunit 4-like
Exons: 19
Coding region: 136-2397 (753 amino acids)
Biological process (GO): protein ubiquitination
Cellular component (GO): CCR4-NOT complex
Molecular function (GO): RNA binding; metal ion binding; ubiquitin-protein transferase activity
Source: RefSeq, a predicted model, not a curated record
UUACCUGCGUGAACAGAGCUGCGCAAAGAAGUAAUUUGUGUCAUCGUCUUCAUUUCGGAGAAGCAUCCCGUGGGCAAAUUUCGGUGUUGAACUGAAUUAGGAAAUUGCUUUGUGUCAGUUGGAAACAAUUUUACCAUGUCUGGAGAAGAACAAAUUGAGUGUCCACUAUGUAUGGAACCUUUGGAAAUUGACGACAUCAAUUUCUUUCCGUGUACAUGUGGAUACCAGAUUUGUAGAUUCUGUUGGCAUAGAAUCAGAACAGACGAAAAUGGAUUGUGUCCUGCUUGCAGAAAGCAAUAUCCAGAGGAUCCAGCAGUGUUCAGGCCCCUCACAGAUGAUGAGCAUGAUCUCAUAGAAUGUUCUCAAUAUAGACUGCAAAGAAUCAAAAAAGAAAGAAAGCAGAAAGACCUCCAGAGGAAACAAAAAGCAGCGGAAAACAGAAAACAUUUAGCAAAUGUCAGAGUUGUUCAAAGGAACCUUGUAUUUGUUGUUGGUCUUUCCAAAAAAUUAGCAGAACCAGAGGUGUUAAAAAAGCAUGAAUAUUUUGGAAAAUUUGGGAAAAUUCAUAAAGUUGUCAUCAAUCAAAGUACUUCCUAUGCUGGAGCACAGGGUCCAAGUGCUAGUGCUUAUGUGACAUACCAUCGUUCUGAUGAUGCUCUCCGGGCCAUCUUAGCUGUGAACAAUGUACAUGUUGAUGGUAGAACGCUGAAAGCUUCAUUGGGUACAACUAAAUACUGCAGUCAUUUUCUUAGGGGUGCACAAUGCCCUAAGCAAGAUUGCAUGUAUUUACAUGAACUGGGUGAAGAAGCAGCAAGCUUUACAAAAGAAGAAAUGCAAGUUGGCAAACAUCAAGAGUAUGAACAAAAACUGCUUGAAACAUUUAUGAACUCCCAAAAUACUGCAAACAAUCAUGUGACAGGAACAAGCAAUAAAACUAUACCAACAAGAAAAAAGGCAACAUCACCCAUCCCGGUAAACCAGACGCCCACUUCAGGGACGCCACCACAACAACAGGUCUCUACAUCAGAACAGAUUCAACAGCAACAGACACCUCCAAACAACACCCCCCCUCAGCACACACAGCCAAUCCCUAACACAUCCAACAAAGAAGCCUGGCCGUCACUACAGACAGGGAGAUCAGAACAGCGUCUCACCAAUGGUAACAGACCCAACCACAACCAACAGAAACCAGAUACACAGCCCCUACCCAAUCAUAACAGAGCCCCAGGCAACCACAAAGCUCGCACAAAGACAGAGGCUGACAUAGAAAACAAUGCACUUAACAAUACAAUAGACAAACCAACAGACACUUCUGCAAAGUCAGACAUACCAACAGUAUCUCCCCCACAGAGCACAUCGUCCCUGGGGACAGGGUCUCCAGUGUCCCUACCCCCAGGCCUGACUACAUCAACUCACAGCAAGGCUCCCCUGGGUGCACAACUAACUGCAAGAUUGAUGGCCAACCCAGGACUGAAGCCUAUACUGUUUGACAACCCUGCCCAGAGUCUUUCAUUGUUCAGUAAUGGCAAUGGCUUUCAUGGCAAACGAUUCCAAAAGUUACCUGUGCCAACAGUGCCAGCAGAGGUUCCAGAGCCAGUUUCAACCCCAGAAAUUGCAGAGUCAAUUCAAGUGACAAGCUGUACUGAUUGGCAAGCUGCUUUUGGAUUUGGACCAAAAACCAGAGACUUGCCAGAUGAUGAUUUAGGUUUUGAUCCUUGGGAUGAGUCAUCUAAAGGUUUGGCAGACUUGCUAGAGAAGGAAAAUGGUAUCAGCCAAACCCACAGACCAAACUAUACAGAUCAAAACAAUCGCUCCAACCACCAACCCCAAAGUUUGCCACCAGGCUUUUCUUUAAGUCAGCUACAGCAGCAACAACAGCAACAGAUGCAUCAUCCAGCAUUUCUUAGACCGGAUAUAGGUAACAAUGGAAUGCUAGGGUUUAUACAGCCAAAUAUGCCUCCACCAAACUCAUACCACAGUAUGUUUGAUGAUGGAAAAGAACAAAAUCAUGUCAAUGCUCCGCGAGAUGUGUUCAACACUAAAGAUUGGCAAGAUGGUCUGCGAGCGUUAUUGCCAAAUAUUAACAUCAGUUUUGGUGCGGCACAGCAAGCAAAUAACGCAAUGUCUGCACACACUUCCUUACAACAGCAACAAAAAAGCUCAGCGUUAUCGUCAGACAGUCCACCCCACUGGUUAAAGUCUAUUCACCAGCUCACAGACAUAGAGGGAAGCCACACUAACAGCCAAAAUCACAGACUACCUUUUGUGCAACAGUUCCCCCUCAGAAACACAGGCUGGCCCACACAGACACAGACCCCUCCCCCGGGCUUUCAGACAUCCAUCAGACCUCCCACACAUCCCACAGAACCUCACAAAAUCUCGGAAGGUUUACAGUAGCUUUAAUCACCUACGACAGACAGAAGACAAAGAUGUUUUUUUUUCUUUCUACAAAGUCAACCCUCAUAGCUUAUCUUCUACCCCAAUGGCAACUUGAUUUAUGAUGGGCAGGCAGGAACUAAUGGCAUAACUUAAACCAAAACACUGGUUACCCUUACAUGUCUAUUUAUUUUGUGAUGUUGGAAAUCUUUGUGUAUUCAAACAGUUUUUUUUCUAGUUUUUAUCAUCCCCAAAUGUCCAUUGUGAAAUUUUCCUUUAAAUAUUCAGCUAUGAAGUCUGACAAAGGAUGGGUUUGUUCAGAACUAUUUACACCCUUUGAAAGAAGAAGAAAAUGUGUGCUACAACAUUGGGAUUUAUUACAUUUAAUCGGUAUAUAAAACCAUCUGUAUAUAUACCCUUGAAAAAAACGUUUUAUCCAAUAUGUUGAACAUUUGAACGGUAGGGAAUAGCAGUAUCCGAGUAUUUCUCGAGAUUGGUUGAUAAGUUCUAUAGAUUACUUACAUUUCCUGCAGACUUAUUAUGUGAAGUGACCUUUCAAUACUGAUUAUCGUUUAAUGCAGGGUGUAUGAUUUGUACUGUAUAACAAAUAAUUGUUUGUGUGAUACUUGAAAUCGUGAUGGAUGCUAAUUGCGAGUUUAUGCAAAGGUAGAUAUCACAGGAAAUGUAAGUAAUCUAGAUUAGUACUGAAACACAAAUCUGUAGUUUGAUGUUUUAUCCUCAGUGAAAUAACAGUAGAAGUGUGUUCAGGUUUACAGAACUAAUGGUCCAUCCAUUACAUGUAUUAUGAUUUAUAUGAUGUUCAUACUGUCAUCAAAGGACUAUCUUUAUAUAAGACUAAGAUUAACAAAAAUGCAUUUAUAAAGUGAAGAAUUAAAAAAAAUCUGUUGAUAGAUAUAUUCGCAGUCGGUUAAUUCAAUCCUUAAUUUAUUGAAAUGCUUAGAACUUUUAGUGGUAUGGUAAAGUACAAUAUACAAACCUUUUACAGAGUUGUGAUGAAGUAUUUGUGAUGCAUUAGAUAUAGGUUGAGUGUGAUAACAAGUUUACAAGGCCAGUCAUUGGUCAUUCUGAUAAACAGGAGUAACUACACACAAUGAAACAGUUCCUUGCAACAAACUUUACAAUCAUUUUUUUAGGUCACCUGAGACAAAGUCUCAAGUGACCUAUUGCAAUCGCCUUUUGUCCGCCGUCCGCC